UCAUAUUCCUCCAUUUUGAUCGACUAGCUGACAACGAAUGGACGGGUGUUUGUUGUCGUACUGCAGCGAUCAAAUCUGACAUUCUGAACCGGCGGACUGAGGCCUGGGGAGGUUUACGAACUGGUGAAUGGCGGCGACGACCCGGAGUGAGCAGCCACUCGACAGCGUGCAUUGAGUGCAACUGUGGUCGAUGGGUGUAACUCCUGGAGAAGUCAGUUCUGACACUUAUGCCUCCCAAUCCCACAUCCUAACCUCACAGCAGCCAGACCUACAAGCAAGCCUAGCCAGGACACCAGCUCCAUCGCAGCUUGCCGCCACAGCAACAACGCAACAACGCAUGCCUCCAUAGUACUGGGCUUUCGGUCUGCCCACGCCGCCUAGCUCCUGCAUAACUCAGUUCGUCCGUGUCGUCGUCCAUUUUACUUCGCUUUCCCGCAGAGUUGGCGCGCGCGAGGAAGAUCUCUCGCUCUGGCGGUGUGUAUCGUAACUUCGUAAAUGACGGAGCCGAACACAAUGGCGAGCAAGGAGGUCGGUUUCGAGGGCUUGUUGUCGGCUGAAGGCAACGCAGGUCAGCCAGGUGUUUAUUACCAAUCUGGCCAGACUGAUGCCCCAGUCGAGUCCCACCCGAUGGAUUUGGCGCGUGACCGAGCGCAGACAACAUCGGGUAGUGCCGCGCAUGGCGUGGACAAGGGUGAUGUGGGCGUCUUCUUCCGCGAUGGUGUCCGGCGCAUCGACUACGUGAUGGCCUUCGAGCCAGGGCUCACCGACGACAACAAAUGGCGGCAAACGCGUGCUGAGAAGCGCAAGAUCUUCGAAGACGCCCUCAAGGACACAUACCAGGUGGACUUGGAGCACGAGGAAGAGUCGAACGACGGCAAGACGAACUUUGUCAAGCUGCACCUGCCGUUCCCGACGCUGUGCAAGUGGGCUGAGAUCCUUCUGAUGCGCAUGCCACUGAGCAUGGACAACAAGCAGACACACACAACGCUGGAAAGAGCACUGGAGUGCUGCUGCUGUGGCAACAACCCGUUUGACUGCGACCUGGAAGAGGAGCCCAACCAGUACACAGCCCUGUUCACACGGACCAUGGGCCCAAAGUUCAUCAACUUCGACAAACCCAACAUCUUCUUCUCGCCCGCCCAGCGCAGCCGCAUUGCCUACGAGAUCUUGUCCAAGGCGCGCUAUGGAGAGGGUGAGCAUCACGAUGAGGAGUCACGCGCUCACGAGAAGACCAAGAUUGGCGUGGAGCGCCUGCUCGGUAACAAGUCCUACGUGGCAGCAUACCCACUGCACGAGGGAGGGUUUGAGGCGGACGCCGACAUCAACGCACGAUCAGAGUUGUACCGAACGUGGGGAGACUGGAGGCAUGGCAAUUGGUAUCGAUUCCAGCCACUCGAUCACAUUCGCAACUACUACGGAGAGAAGAUUGCCAUCUACUUUGCCUGGCUUGGCUACUAUACGUCUGUGCUUAUUCUGCCGAGCAUAGUCGGUCUGAUCGUUUUCAUCAUUGGCUUGAUCAUUGCCUACUCGGGUACCACCAACGUCGGUGCACAAGUAUGCAACCUGGAAGGCCUCAAUCGAAGCUCGUCGCUCUGCCACAACAGCUCGCUGCUGGGCCCCAAUGACCUGCAGUGCCGAGACGUUCUCAUGUGUCCGUUGUGCGAUUCGGACUGCGAUUACUGGCUUUACUCGUCUGCGUGCACUUACAGCAGAGCUACACUUAUCUUUGACAACCCAGCCACCGUGUUCUUUGCCGCGUUCAUGGCGCUGUGGGCCACGUUCUUCCUGGAGUUCUGGAAGAGGCAGCAAAACGAGAUUGCCUACGACUGGGAUUUGACAGACUUUGAGGAGGAGGAAGAGCGACCUCGUCCCCGGUUUGAGGCCAAGGUCCGCCGCUUGCGCCCCAACCCGGUCACGCAAAUUGAAGAACCGUAUCAAAGCGAGCCCUCCUACUAUGUGAAGAUCUUCUCUGCCCUGUCAGUGAUGGCGUUCUUCGUCAUUCUUGUUCUGGCAGUGCUCAUUUCCGUUAUCCUCUACAGAAUUGUUGUGGCAGAGGCCUUCUACAAGAUCGAUACCAUCCGCAGCCUGAGCGGCAUCCUUACGACCGUCACCGCAUCGCUGAUCCAAGUCAUCAUGAUCAUGCUCUUGGGGAAGAUUUACGAAUUCCUCGCCGUGGGCCUUACCAACUGGGAGCUGCAUCGCACGCAAACGGAGCACGAGGACUCCUUCACCUUCAAGAUGUUCCUCUUUCAGUUCUGUAACUACUACGGGAGUAUCUUCUACAUCGCCUUCUUCAAGGGCAACUUCGCCGGGUACCCACCAAAUUAUGACACGAUCGCCGGCUACCGAUUGGACGAGUGUGGUGCCGGAGGUUGUCUAAUUGAGCUGACAAUUCAGUUGGCCAUCAUCAUGGUGGGAAAGCAAGCCUUCAACAAUUUCAUGGAGGUGGUUCUGCCCAGAAUUAAGGUCUACUUGGCUAAGCGUGACAACACUGACCAACCACCAAACCGCUGGGAGGCCGACUACGAUUUGAAUCCCCUUCCUGAUCAUGGACUUUUCAGUGAAUACCUGGAGAUGGUGCUGCAGUACGGAUUCGUAACCCUGUUUGUCACGGCCUUCCCACUGGCACCUAUUUUCGCCCUGAUCAACAACAUCGUUGAGAUUCGCCUGGACGCAAACAAGCUGUUGACACAGACACGCCGGCCGUUUGCUGACCGCGCCGAAGACAUCGGCAUCUGGUACGGAAUUCUCGAUGCGUUGUCGACCUUUGCCGUCAUCACCAACGGCCUUGUCAUCGCUCUCACCUCCGGCUUUGUUCCUCGUCUUGUCUACGAGCGGACGGUGAAUAACAAAGUCAGCAUCUACAAUGAAAACCGCACCAACGACAAUACCGUUGCUGGCUUUGCGCUCUACUCUAUCAGUGUCACCAGCCAUGCUGUGUUUGAGGAGUUGGAGAACGCGACAAUGGGCGGCCCCAAGCCACUGAGCAACAGCACCGUGCGUGCUGACUACCUCGCCAACAACCGUGACCUGAAUGAAGGCAAUCUGGUGUGCGGAUACCGUGGGCCAAAGCGGGGGCGCAAUGAUGGUGACGGCGUAGCCGAGCUGACAAGCUUCUACUGGCACAGCGUGGCAGGUCGCUUGGCAUUCCUCAUCGCCUUUGAGCACAUCGUGUUCUUCAUCAAGGCCAUCAUUGCCUGGCUUGUGCCCGACAUUCCCAAGAGCAUCAAGCUCCAGCAGCAGCGCGAGGCCUUCCUCGCCAAGACCAUGCUACGCGGACAGGAUCCGGCUGCUAACGCGUCCGCAGUCAACGAUGAUGAUUGAAUGGUCGUCUACAGGCAGCAGAAUGGCAUGCGUCGACGCAUCGCGUGGCAAUGAAGCUGUUUCCUUUAUCACCGUGGGAUGGAGCCUGAUGCAUUAACCCCCCCCCCCCCUCCCCCUCCUCCUCGCAGUCUUCAAUUCGCCGAAUGAUGCAUUGACAUCAUUCAGCGGACUAAGUAAAUCUAGUUGUCGGCAAAUUUUCUGUUGAUACUUGCAUCUGCUUGUCUCGAAUGUGAUUAUCUCAUUGAUUCAGUGUAUGCGUACUGCAUGGUACGUCACGAGGCAUGCAUAGGUGAUUUGCUAGGUGUGAUAUGCCAGGUCAAAGCUAGGUAUUAUCUUUUAUAGAACAACAUUAGAGUACUAUCUCCGUAGGUGAUCAUGAGUAGAGUGUGAACAGCACAAUUUCGUCUGCAUUGCCUUAUAUUUACAAUGGGUAGGAUGCAGUGCAUGUCCACUACUAUAUGCCAGUAGAUAUCAUCAUGUCUGCUCAGCGUCAAUGUUCGCUCCGUGCAUUCUUCAUCAAUUGUAUUUGUACUGCUGUUGCUAGUCUUGUACUCAUGCUACUUCUACAUGUAACAUGCUACUUACACUCAGUGAUGUGCAUACCCUAAGCCAAAACAUCUUGCUUUGAAGGAAUGACAGUUACGUAGCACUCGAGGCAGCAUUCUGAACUC
This is a messenger RNA of Sycon ciliatum, 3995 nucleotides long. Its product is annotated as anoctamin-7-like. NCBI's taxonomy places the organism in Eukaryota, Metazoa, Porifera, Calcarea, Leucosolenida, Sycettidae. Gene Ontology annotation, cellular component: plasma membrane. Gene Ontology annotation, molecular function: chloride channel activity; protein dimerization activity. The record is from RefSeq and is a predicted model, not a curated record. Bases 496 to 3324 code for a protein of 942 amino acids. The transcript has 4 exons. Gene Ontology annotation, biological process: chloride transmembrane transport.